UAAAACAAUAAUAGAGUACAAUUUGACAUAGCAGUCAAAUAUGGGAUUCGGAAACGAGUUUGGAAAAACUUUUAUAAAUCUGUCAACAAAGUUGUAAUCGAGACAUAUAAGUCGGAAAAGCUGUUUUCACAAAAAGAUUAACAAGGACGUUUCACUGUAGAGGUCUUUAAGAUGUUGGAUAGACGGAGAUUUAGUCAACAAACUAGCAGGAUAUCAAAUUCAGUUCAUCAUACUUUGAAAACGAAUAUUGACAACAAAUCUGCUGAAGGUGCAGAUUUACAAUGGAAUGAAUCAAAAUGUCCUCCACCAGAGAAAAUACUAAAAAUUGCGUUUGCUAUUUCUCUCUUUAUCAUUGUUCUCGGUAGUGGUUUUAUAGCCAGAGUAACCUUCCAUAUAUUAAUGUGGCACAUAAGUCCUCCGAUCAUGUCGAAUGAUUCCAACAUCAAUAGACUUGGGGGAUUGCUGGAGGCUAACUGCUCGGCCUGCAAUAGAUCAGACUGUUCGCAGUCAGAUUUAUACUUUGCGGUAGAUGAGAUAUGGAUAUGGGCAGUUUUCCUGGUCAUCGUUGCCCCCUACUUUCUUACAUUCUUGUCAACAUUUUUCAGAAUUUGUUUUAAAACGAAUAAGCGAUUGGAAUGGAAAGUGCUUUUUGCAGCAAUGUUUAUUGAAACAGUCCACUCCAUCGGUGUUUCCAUCCUGGCAUUUCUUGUGUUACCUUCUUUUGAUCCUGCUUCCGCUUCCGUUAUUUAUAUGGCGGUCGCGUUGGUACCGGCAACUGUUAAUGUAGUUGACAUAGUUGUUGAUAAGCGAUUGCACCAAAAUACAAAAGUGUCAAAAUAUUCACCAUUUAACGAUGCCUCGAUGCUCUCUCUUUCUUUUCCGGUCCUUGGUAUUGUUUUCCAAAUUAUUGGAAUAAUUUUGAUUGGGUUGUACAUAGACAGAGGUUGGUUGUCUGGGAUAUUUGUAGUUGCAGCUUUGUUUACAUCUGUUAAAUACUGGGAAAAUUUUAUCACCAUGGGAGACGAAGAUGCUGUUUUCUUGAGACAUCUAAAACGGGAAUUACAUGUUGGCCGAACAAAAGUUACUUGCCUGGCAAAUAUCUGGAAGAUAACAAUAACUUUCCUUACCGUCAUAACAAUAUUCACAAGUAAAUCUGACGAUCCAAUGGCUGCUUUUAAAUCACUCUUUAACAAUGGCAACGCGACCAUAUUUUCCUUUUUCGGAGAGGAAACAUUGGGAGACAAUCCAAUUUGUCAAUACAACGUUCCCUUAUUAAUAGCUGUUAUAACCAUAAUAUGCGACUACCUAUGCUAUAAGGCUACCAAAACUGUCUGCGCUAUCUAUUGUCAGCGAUUUGGAUUUGGCAUUCCAAUGGUGAUUUUGCCCGUUGCAACAACAUUUACUUUGGUGGGAUUAAUGCAUACCCCGGACAUCUUGAAGUUUGAAUCUUGUGACCUACUCUUUUCUGAUUGGUGCGUGAAAGGAAAUGGCAACUUGAUAGAAAAUUGUACAGAACUUUUUGUUGCAUUUUUCCUGUUGUACUUUUCAAUUCUUUUGAUAACCAAACAUGUUUGGAAGGUUAAUGGUUAUAAGCAUGGAGAAACAGCAAGGAUAUUCGUCCAACCCUUUUAUUGUGGAAUGCUUAUUGAUAUAUCCUUGUUGUUGAAUCGUAGGAGAUAUGAUAAAGAAUACGACAUUGUUCACAAAAAGAAAUUCGAAAAUAGGAAAAGAAAAAUGUUGUAUGCUUGUUGUGCCACGAUGUGGCACGAAACCGCUAACGAGAUGACACAGUUAUUAAAAUCAAUAUUUAGAUUAGAUAUGAAACAAUUUACGACAGAAAUGAUAGCAGAAUCGGCAAAAGAUGAUGAUCAGGUUGAACCAUUUGAUUUCGAAGGUAACGUUUUUUUCGAUGAUGCUUUUGAUCCACCUAAAGAAGGCCAGCCUGGCCCAGACGUUAAUGGUUAUGUUAAAACUUUUAUACAGGUUAUAAACGAGGCAGGAAGUGCUGUCCAUGGGAAGAGAAUAACAAUUCCUGAUGGUCAAAUGUACAGAACACCAUACGGUGCUAGGAUUUACUGGGAUCUCCCUGGAGGAAAUAAGCUCGUGGUUCAUCUGAAGGAUAAAAAUAAAAUUCGUCGUAAGAAACGAUGGAGUCAGGUUAUGUACAUGUUCUAUAUUCUGAAAUGGACCCUAGUUAACCAGUAUGGAAAGGCCGGGCUACAAGAGGCAGCAGAAAACACAUAUUUGUUAGCUCUUGAUGGGGAUGUGGAUUUUGAACCGGAAGCUGUACUAAGCUUAAUGAAGCGAAUGAAUAAAUCUCCUCUUGUUGGUGCAGUCUGUGGUCGAAUACAUCCUAUUGGCUCAGGUCCUAUGGUAUGGUACCAGAAAUUUGAAUAUGCUAUCAGUCAUUGGUUACAGAAAGCUACUGAGCAUGUUCUUGGUUGUGUUUUGUGUAGUCCAGGGUGUUUUAGUUUAUUCCGCGGAUCAGCCAUUUUGCACCCAGAUGUCCUUGACACAUACACGACAGAUUCAACAGAAGCUGAACAUUUCAUCCAAUACGAUCAAGGGGAGGAUCGAUGGUUAUGUACAUUGCUUCUAAAACAGGGAUGGAAAAUUGAAUACUGCGCAGAAUCAGAUGCGUACACAUAUGCACCGGAAGGAUUUCAUGAGUUUUAUAAUCAGCGUCGACGAUGGGUGCCUUCGACUAUGAUUAACGUUCUGGAUGUAAUAAUGGACUGGAAACAAAUUACAAAUAACAACGAGAAUAUAUCUUUUCUGUAUAUUGUCUACCAUUCAAUUCUGUUUGCUUCCGUUCUGUUGACACCAGGUACCAUAUUUAUGCUGGUAUUUGGUGCGAUUAUUCUUGGUUUUGAAUCAAUUCCACCAUGGCUAUCUUUGGUACUGAAUCUCAUCCCAGUUGGAAUAUUUCUGAUCAUGACAUUGUAUGCCUCGCAGCAACGACAGAUUCAAUAUGCCGCUGUUUUAUCAGUCAUAUACGUGAUUGUUAUGGUAAUUGUGUUGAUUGGCGUUUUACGAACUACUAUCGUGGAGGGAUUCUGUUCCACGGCCACCUUUUUCACCAUAGCAGUAGGAGGUAUUUUUAUUAUUUCGGCUGUAAUUCAUCCAAAGGAAAUACUAUGCAUCAUACCAGGUUUGUUAUAUUUUUUGGCAAUCCCAUCAAUGUCAAUGCUAAUGUUCCUGUAUUCAAUUGGUAAUCUUCACGUUGUAUCCUGGGGAACAAGAGAAGCAACACCAGAUACAGAGGUCAAGAAAUCAACUCAAAAACAUAAACCAGAAAAUGAAGAAAAGGGCUACUUCUGUUCUCUGGGAGAUUUCUUCGGUUGUAUAUUUUGUCCAACAAAUACCUACACAAAGGAAGAUUUACUUUAUACGAACAUGAUAAAUAAAGUGGACAGAAUAGUUAAAGGUGAAAAGGGAGAUGAAGAAAAUGAUGGAACAAUUAACGUUGACGGAAAAGGUCACACAAAGAAUACAGAUGAAAAAUCAGACCCAGUGGAAAACGAAGAUAGAAGUGGAAUUCAAGAUAAGAAUUCGUGGGACGAUAGGAUAUUCAAGACAGAGAAUGACGAGGAAUACAAUCUGAUUGCUGAUAGACAUGUAAAAGCAAUUCCCAAAAACGAGAUCAAAUUUUGGAAAAAAACUAUCAGGAAACAUUUAAAACCCCUAAACAUGAGUCCGACAAAAGAAAAGAAAAUUCAAGAUGAUCUUGUUGACUUGCGCAAUAGAGUAUCGUUAUUUGUGUAUCUAUUAAAUGGCGUUUUAGUUACUGUGAUGUAUUCCUUAACCCAGGUAAAUGUUUUUGAAAAUGAUUUGACAAUUACAUUCGUUUGUGGCGGACGAGACGAUAAUAAAAUAGUUCCUAUCGCCAUUCUAUUUGCUGUUGUAUUCGGAAUUCUUCUUUCAAUCCAGUUUAUCUGUAUGCUUUACCAUAGGUUUUCAACCCUGGUACAUAUUGCAGCCAAUACCGAUAUUUGGGAAAGUGAAAAAACAGAAACGACAAAAAUAGACGAAAAAAUAGCUUCACGUCUCGUAUCUGCUGAAACCCAUCGGUCUAGAAAAACUACGGUAAUAUCCGACAAGGAUAGAACCGUAUUAGAUAUGAAUAGGUCGAUCGUAAAAGAAAAAGGAACGAAAUUUAGACAAUUGUCAGAAAUUGUUCAGGAAAAUAUGCAAAAAAUGAAAAUCGAUGUCGAUAAAAUGAGAAGCCUUGAAAAACUUGAAGGUUCGGUUUUCCAGAAACGUAGUAGCAAGAUCGCGGAGCGAUAUGCCAUGAAGUGGAAACAUCGCGGGAAAACAUUUGGGGGUAUUGUUGAUCAGUUAAUAAUAAAGGAACGCAAUAAAAAAGAGGCCAAAGAUAAUAAUUUUCCUGAUGAGGAUAAAACGGCCACGCAAACUACUCCAAGUAUCUUGAGAAAAAAUCAGGUGUAUCCGUCAGAUAAAGAAGAGGUAAAACGGCGACAAUACGUAUCGUCGGACAAUGACGAUCAUAUCGAUCAUCAAAUAAUUCGAGUAGAAGAUGACAGCGACGUCUGACUGUAAUUAGAGGCCAUUGCAUAGAGAAAUUUCAUAUUAAUAAAUAUUGUUUUUGUCUUUGGUGAACAAUUUGAGCGAAAUGUUGUUCAUGUUUUUAGUAUAACGAUUGUUGUAUCAUGGCAUAUUUCACUCCUUUUUUAAAUAUUUUUUGCUUGUUAUUGCGGUUGAGGCUUGCACAAUAAGAUUAUAAAUUAAAAAACGUAAAGAAAUAAAAAUGCACAACUCAA
Messenger RNA from Mytilus californianus (California mussel), 4781 nucleotides. RefSeq names its product chitin synthase chs-2-like. Gene Ontology annotation, molecular function: chitin synthase activity. Lineage: Eukaryota; Metazoa; Mollusca; Bivalvia; Mytilida; Mytilidae. The transcript is spliced from 16 exons. Gene Ontology annotation, cellular component: cell septum; cell periphery. Bases 172 to 4554 code for a protein of 1460 amino acids. The record is from RefSeq and is a predicted model, not a curated record.